AUGAAGUUAGUUCUUUGGACAUUUGUAUUUACUUUUUACACAUUAUGGGUUAGAACUGUCAGUGGUGUAGGAAAGACCGUUGCCGCAAAUAAAGAAACUGGCAGAUAUAUAGGAGUGCCGUCUUCGCAAGUUCAACUUGUCCCGAUAACAUAUUCGACUCAAUCCGGUCCCUGUCAUUGUCUACCUGGACCACCAGGGCCACCUGGGCCGCGUGGGGCACCAGGACCAACCGGUUAUAACGGACGUGAUGGUAAACCUGGAAUACCCGGUUUUCCGGGUAAGAAAGGACAUCCAGGUCUCAAAGGCGAUAAGGGAGAUUCUGGUCCAAUAGGGCACAGUGGACGUCAUGGCUACCCGGGACUACCAGGACCAAUCGGACCACCGGAUCACACAGACUAUAACUAUUACCAUAGGGAAUAUGGUCUACAUCAUCAUCAUGAUCGAGGUCAUUCACAGCCAUAUAUAAUACCCUUGCCUCCAUCCGACAUCUAUCACCAGCCUUACCCAUACCCAUAUCCUCCAUCAUAUUCAAACUAUCGUAGAUGGCCACAUUGGAACACAACUAGAUAUAACAUUGAUAUCGAUAACACAAAUGACAACGAUAUUAUAAAUGAUAUUGAUAUUAAUAUUUAUCGAUCAAAUAACACAGGUCGAUACUUUACUGAAGACUUAAAAUCAAACAAAAAUGAAGACGGUUCUAUAGAAUUAAGAGAAAAUACAAACAAUUCUUUUGAGGAAGAUGGUAUAGAAGAAUUGCAGAGUUUCGAAGAAGAUACAUAUGAUUCUGAAGAUAGCAACAGCGAGGAUAAAGACCUUAUGGGGCGAUCGAAGCACAGCCAAAUCCCAUCAGAAUUAAAUUCUAAGCAUAUAAUACGAUUAAUUAAGCUACCAAAAUAA
Bactrocera dorsalis (oriental fruit fly) is the source of this 897-nucleotide messenger RNA. Its product is annotated as collagen alpha-1(I) chain. The transcript is spliced from 2 exons. NCBI's taxonomy places the organism in Eukaryota, Metazoa, Arthropoda, Insecta, Diptera, Tephritidae. The coding region runs from base 1 to 897 and encodes 298 amino acids. The record is from RefSeq and is a predicted model, not a curated record.